AUGUUUACAGGCUGGUGGCUGCUGGCGCUGUUCGGCGCCUGCUCGACGGCCAUCCAGGCCGCGACCGGCGGCAGCGGCCUCACUCUGACCCCGGCGCAGGUUCUAUUGCCUUCCACAUCCUACUACGUGGAUUCGGGGUCGCGAGAACCGCUGAAGAUCCACGUACAGGUCCUGCUGCGCGUGGAACCCCGGGUAUGUGUGAACUGGGAGGUGCAGAAUCCCGAACUGCUGCGCUUGUUCCCGCCGAAUAACGAGGAGAACUACAUAGAGUACUCGAUAGUGCCUCUUUCGAGCUUCGGGGAUGGGUGUUCGAGCAGCAUCUGGGCCGCCUCGCUUCCCUCGGCGCUCCGGGCGCCGAGCUCGGAAUCCGGGUCGCUGAGGAGCUGGGUGUUUGCGUACGAGGCAUCCACGAAGACGCGCGCGGGAGCUGAGGUGGUGAUAUCGCCCAUGCGGUCGAUACAGUUUGAGACCCGCAACCGACGCAUUUCGGUGAACCAGGUUGCGACGCUGAAGAUUAUAGGCCAUGACGAGUACUCCAACACCUUCACGUCGUUGGAAGGCAUCCCGUUCGAGGCCCAGAUCGAGGACCCGCGCAUCAUGGAGAUCACAGACCUGCGUCACGACCCCGAAGUGGCUACUCGCGCUCGGGUGUCGUUACUGGACAAGCGCGACCGCUUUGCCGUAUCGCAGGGGUCAACGCUGACCUCGGACGUCAUUGUGCUGCAGGGUCGCACAGUAGGUAGGACACGCAUCUCUGUGCGUGUGAUGUUGCCUGAGUACCGCGAAAUCGUUUUGAAGGAUGUUGAGUUCACGGUCUCCGACUCGAUCGACCUUGAACCCGGCCGACUGGUCUUGCCACCCGGUGCGCAGUUCAAGUUCUGCGUUCAGAAAAUCAAGCCCCAAUCACAGAUAGAUGACACCUGGGACCCGACGGUUGACCUGACCAACUAUAAGUGGUCAAUCACCGGUGGCACCGGGCAGUUGGUGAAGCCGGACGGCAUGCUGACCACUGGGAAAGCUGGGGGCGUUGACUUCCGCGUUAUUCUCACCGACAAACGUAAUUCGGAAACUUUCGUGAGCGAUAUCAGCGUGCGCGUGCCGCAAAGCCUUGGAAUCUCAUACGGAGGUCUGCAGCAAAUGAUGGAUUGCUACGCCGCGAAGGGCGUGGACAUUGCCGACGCAUCCAACCAGACACACGUAAAACUUCUGGAGCAACUGCAGCAGCAGGUAUAUGCAGGCUGCCGCGGUAGCAUGCGCUGCGGCCUUCGUUACUUGGCCGCUGCCCCGGGAUCCACUCCACCAGCGUACCUGCUGCUGGGUCGUAACUACAUUUUCGACGUUGGGAUGAGGGACAAGGACGACACUGCCAUAUACGUAGCAGAGGGGUACUCAUUCAGCUGGAAGGUCGACAAUGAGGCCAUCGUGAGCGUGACCCGUUCCCCCAAUGGCCGCUUUGUCAUGAUCAGUGCCCUUGCUGAGGGGGUGGCCAAGGUUGUUGUCGAGCUCGCGUCUCCCAAGGUCAGCGUUGAAUUCACAGUGUCAGUAACGGACCCCGUUCAUCUGCUCGGGUUUCCGGUAGAGACCAUCGACUUGCCCAACCAUCAGGGGUUGGAACAGGUUCCCCGUUCGGAGCCGCUCGUUGGCAGCACCAAGCCUUUGGUCAUCCCCCUGAACGAAAACGCCAAACUGGUGGCACGCGGAGGGUCAGGAGAAUACCUGUGGCAUGUGGAUGAUAUCAGCAUCUGUUCCACCAAGCAAGGAAUUUUGCGCUGCAAGGCGUACGGAUCUACGGUGCUAACGGUGUCGGACCGUUUGAACCCGGAAAAUGUGUUCAAGGUGCAAGUGGUGGUGCAGCGUAUGAAACGUUUGGAGCUGUUGCCGACGAAAAUUCACGUCGAAGUCGGUGCAACAGCGCAGUUCCGUCUAUCUGCAUUCGCCGACUUAUCAGAUCUAACUCCUGUCUUUUCGAAAAGUUGGGCUGCCGCAUCUGGUGAAGCUGGGCAAUUCUACUGUUGCAUGCCUCUCACCUAUCAGGUCGAGUCGGCCAUCAAUGCGAAGUUGAACUGCCGCGUGGAGCACGACAGGUUCAUGUUGGACUUGACCAAGGUAACCGAAGAGCCGUUUAGCUGCGGUGUUUUCGCAUACCGCACGCUUCACCCCGGAGAGUCUGACGUCUCGGUGUCGCUAUUGAACGAAGAGUCUAUGGUUAUGACUGAGUUGACUGCGAGUGCCAAGGCGCUGAUUUAUGACCGGCUGUCGCUAUCCGUUCAUCCGGACUACAGCCAAUUCCCCUUGAAGACGUCGCCUCAGCCUUUUAUGAACGUCUCUCAGGCUACGGUUGAUCAGACGGUGUUCGCAAAUGUGCCCAUCGGCGGCAAGGUUCGCCUGGUUGUGCGCGGUGGCCCGCCGAUGCUAGGAGAUAGUUUGGUGGUGUCUACAUGCAAUGCGAGCAGCAAUCAUUUGUACGUCGAAAGGGUGGAUAAUGUCAAAGAAGGCAUUGCGCACGGGCACACGAUGUUUGAUGUUUACUGCCUGUCCGAGACUGCUGGAGAUAAGGUGUGCGUCCGCGUUGACGGCGUGCUCCGCAACGAGUACACCAUAAGUUGCCGACUUCCUUCGUACGUUGAGAUACACCCGCUCAUAUCGGCCAACAACCAAACGGUGCGUGACAACUUGCUGCACUGCAGCGGGUAUCCACUGAACUUGGAGGAUGGUGAUGCAGUGUCAACAGGUGUCUUCAGCAGCGGUUCGAACCUGUGCUACAAGGACGAGUCCAAGACGAAGUGGCAGAUAAAGACCAACGCAGACACCAUACACGCCUUCCGUGCCAUAGUGUUCGAUGCUUUCGGAACUCCUCUCUGUCCCAGCCACAGCUACAAGGUACAGUGGAGCGGCUCCGCAACCGCUGGUGCCGCAAAGUCGCCUGAACUGUCCUUCCAAAAGAUCGACGGAUCGGUGUUUGUAUACGACUCCAAAACGCUGGUGGAUAGUGAUCUGGUUGCUGGCCUUGAGUGGCUGGACGCUUUCGACUCACGCCACACUUCUGCAGGUGUAGCGGCCGUGUUGAAGCCCAAGUCCGUGACGACCAAAAUCGCAGCCAGCAAGAUGUGGACGAAGAGCACCAGUCGUCGCGGAGGCUAUGUGCUGUCAACGUCAUUGCGAGUCCUACCUACCCUGCCUCACGAAAUAUUGAUUGGAGUCAGCCGUACUACGUCUUUAACGCCUGCGGCGAAGCGCGUCAGCAUUUUCUUCAAUCCACGGACGAAGUACCAAUUCGCAGUGGCUCUGGGUUCGGGGAACUACGUGGAACUAACUGCGUAUUCGGAAUCGAUCAAGCUGCAACACAGCACGACUUUGUCUUUCAGUUCAGCCGCCGAGUUCGCCAGAGUGACCGCGGUCGUAGAUGGAGUGACCAACCUGUCUGAUCCGCUAUCGCUGCAGAAAAGCGUAGCCAGGUAUGCGGGCACUGUCAUGCCCCCUAUCCCUGUGAAGUACCUGAACUUCACAUGCCCGCAGCCGUGUUCACGUUCACUGGAUAUUGUGGACCGCAGUCAGCUUGGCCAGCAUACCAAGACACUGAUCAUCAGCCAGUCGCCUGUAUCCAAGUUACAUAUAAUCAUUACGGAUAUUCCGGAUGUGGAGAAUGACGUGUUUGAAGAUUUCGAUGCCUUGUCUAGCCUUGGAGGUGGCAUCAAUUUGCUUUCGGUGAAGCGUCUGUACCGCGUGCACGCCGUCGCCCUUGACAGCGAUGGACUCCCAAUGUCGUACGCUUCGCUGAGUGGCCUGAAGUUCUCUGUAUGCAGCAGCAAUCUUGUGAAGUUGGAGCAUCCCAAGGACGUCGGUUUUAAGGCUAUAGGUAGCGCGAUGGUUAUCCAGUGCCUAGCUGAGGGCAAGUACACGGUCCGUGCGGAGAUUAGGAACUACACAGGUUCGACAGAGACGCCUGAUGGAGUACUGGUUUCGGAUUCAUUGGAAAUAACGGCGUACAGGGAGACAUCGCCAGUGCUGGCAUCUAUUUUGAUGAUGCCCAACAGUGGUGAUUUCCACCUGUCUAUGUUGGAUGGCGCUCUCUCACGCUCCGUUCCGCUACAAACUGCAGCACUGGAAACAUCGGACGAAAAAAUCCUCCAAGUUGUGGCGUCAGGCCAGGUUGGUGUGAUUCGGUCAGUUAAGCCGGGAACGUGUAACAUGACGUCGUACAUUGCUGGGGGCACGAGCUCGCCGUCAAAAUCGGUCACACCGGUUACGGUAGCGAUGCCCUACUCCCUGGCGGUGAAUGGCCCCAAUCAAAUGCUGAACAACAAGAGUGUGGUUUUGUAUGCUAAGGUUAGUGACUACAGUGGUCGUCCUUUCACGCCAUUGUUUAUUUUCGGCUCAUCGGAAUCCGCCACUAACUCGUAUUGUCUGUUCACCUGGAGUGUAUCGGGUCAUGGUAUAUUUUUGGAGGAGGGUGAACGAACCGCCACUGUAACCGGCGCGGGUCGCGGCAGAGUCACCUUGCUCGCGACCUCGGCGGGUGCGAUAACGGUAUCGCUUCGUGCAUCUUGUCGCAACCUGUCAACGUCGGGAACACUUGAGCUUUCGGCGUCGAAGUUCACGAUCGAGAGUUUAAUGCCGUCGACUGUUUUCGGUUCACCCAUUUCGGAUUCGAUCAUACUGUCACCCAACUCAACCUAUGAGAGCCUGGCUGGCGUGGUUGAACCCAUAGCGUCCAGCGAUGUAUCUUUGCUCACGGUUGAUGGGACCAGUGGCCAGACAACGUUGAAGACGGAAUCGAAAACGGGGCACGUGCUACUUAAGACGGCCGACAGCUACGUUUCCCACGUCCAGAUACACACGGUCGAUCAGCUGCAUGUACACAGUUAUGGCGUGCAAUCGAGCGAGAUCAGCGUAUUGAAGAGCGGCAAGAAGGAGUUGACUGUUCACCUGAAAACUAGGGACGGUCAGCUGAUAGUGCCACCGGUAGAUUUGCGACUCAAGUACAUGUUGAGUCACUCCUCAUUGUUCAGGGUGACCUUGUCGGGCCACUCAAUCCAUGUCGCGGCCAACUCUGCUGAUGGCUGCUCAAGUCUUAUGGUGCUGCUUGACGAAAACGAUGAACAGUUCACGGGCACCAACAUGGUUGUGGACACCAUCCGUUUGUGUGUGGUUAACGCGUUGACGCCGCAGGAUGCGGUUGUUUUGAAGGGUUCCACUGUGCGCUUCCUCGCUGGCGACAGCAGGUCGUUCAGCAUCCAAUUACGCGGUGUGCCUCUGGCGCAAACUUACACCUCUAUGGAGCAUCAGGAUACUCUGCAGUACUACCAGGAUGCCAUAUUGUCGCGCAUGGAUGCUGUGAUGUCGGACAUAAAAUCCGACCUGUCUCGCGGUCUGAUCAACGUCUUCAGGGAUAUUGGCCUUCCAGAGUCCGAUUGUGUUGAUACGCUGCAGCUGCAUCAACCGUAUUUGGAUGUAUCGCAAUAUAGCAACGGCAUAAAACCGUUGUAUGUGUUCCCGUUCUCGAUAUGCCGCGAAGUGGACAGUGCUACCUUCACGGCCAAGCUGACGGCUUUCCUGCAAGAGUUGGGUCGUUCCGCUGAUAGCGUAUUUUCGCUUAUGGAAGGUGGCGUUUCUGCAAUGUCGGAUAAUGGACAGAUGGACACCAGUGUGACGGAGAUGUCGUCAUCCAAAAACGGUCAGAAUGCCAAGUCCGGGAAGGUUGUCAAGGCGUCUCAUCCUAGUGCUCUGACAAGCAAUUGGACGGUUGAUGAGCCCGAUAUAGUUUGGAUCAGCGACUCACAGGGUGUAGCUUUGGCCACAGGCAGCACGGUUGUUAAGUACGGAAGUGAACAUAUGAAAGGCGAUUCCCGGAUAACGGUGUUCGAUGCCGUCACCAAGGUGGAAUACCAGCACGUCGCGGAUUCCGCCGUACGCGCCAAUUCAACGAAUGUGAAGCCUGUAUUUGGCAAUACCAUAGCGUACAAAGAGUUUUAUGAACCCUUUUACGUGGUCUUCAAGGCUGCCACUGCCGGUGGAUCCUAUGUCCACAACACCCUUCAGGUCGACUCUAGGGUGUUCGCGGUUUGUGAACUGGUUUCGAAGGAAUCGUGGGUGAAGGAGGUAUUCGGCUCCGAAUCCACGUAUGUGGUGGGAUCAAGUGCAACUGAGUUUUUACCGGCCUGCCGGAUAUCGAUCCGUAGCUUCGGCGGUAAAAACGAGUGGACCAAGAUGCGCAACGUACUGAAGGGCGCAUCGGAAUCGGCCUACGGGUUGAAACUGAAGGUUGGUCUGUAUUCUACCUUGCCAUCGGACCACAAAUCACCUGCGCGCAAGCCAUCAAAGAAGCAGUCGAAGAAAUCGUCUACGGCAACCGACGUGGCUGCCCAGCCGUUGUGGGUCAGCCUGCGCAAAGUAGACGCGCUACUGUCUGAGCAGUCGUUCGAUUGGAAGUUACCCGUGUUCGCUCAGUUUGUGGAUUCGGUUGGUAUCGCAAUUAGUGACGUUUCCGUUGAACCAGGUAAAGCCGUCGCCAUUUCAGUGUACCCGCACUACUCACGCUGCAAGCUACGCGUUGAUGGCACGCAUUACAAGCUGCGGAUAACCGAGCGCCAAGGCCUGCUUUGCAGCUUCGCUCUGGAGAAUGACGGUGUCGUAGAACCCUCUAGUGUACACCUGGUGUGCCAGCGGACCGUUGCUGCCACCCUGAAAAUUUCGCAUCCUUCCGUGAUACGUCCAGAAGUACAAACGUCAGUCGUCACUACUGAAGUGCGAGCGACUUACAGCGUGGAUUGGAUGCUGGUACUGUUCACAGGUUGCCUGGCCGCCGGUCUGGCAUACCUGAUUUACACACUCCUCCACCGCCCCGAUAUCAGAUACUACGAAACCACGGAACCCAUCAAGAUCGAGCGGAAGUUGCCAAACGUCUUCGAGAAGCUCUACCAGACCGACUACCACGGUGGCAGUAAAGAUGCAGGCAGCGGUUCGGCUGCUGCCGCAGUCGGCCGCUCGCAGGCCGAUAGGUCGGGGUUCCGUUCCUCCGUAGGAGCGUCUACCACCGGCCCGGAUGGCGAGGCCACGUCGGAUCCGCAUAACACACCCAUCGGUUUGGAGCAGGAUAUGACUGCAUCGGACGAUCUGGAUGACGUGGACGUGAUACGCGAAUUCUACUUGUCAAGGCUAGGCGAAUUGCCGCCACGCCGUUCUACAGCGGGCAACUAUCCUCAUCGGAAUAGGGUAGUGGACGAUGCAGGGUCUCCCAAUACUCCCGAUUAUGGGGAAUCAGAUAGCCAUGUAUCGGCAUGUGACGGUUUUUCUGUUGGAGUCCAGACCGGCUCCGACGACAGCAUACACCUGUCUACUGACCAUGGAUCGGGCAUAAAUCAAGUUCUUGUGGAGAAUGUGGGCGCGCUUAACGAGCAGUUGGAGCGGUAUUAUCGGUUGGUGAACGAAAACGGUUCAUGUGUGGGUGCCAUUGGUUCGGACGACCCAUUGUCACGGAUAUACCUCAAUCCAUCAGGUUCUCAGUGGCCACGCACUUCGGAGAUUUUCGGGGUAACCGAACCCUCGGGCAAGUUGGCCGAAGCUAUACAAGCGCUGGAUCGUCGUGAUUCGCUGUGUCGCCAGAUUCUGGCGGUGCAGCACUGCCAACUGUUGGCGUAUAGCGGCGGCGGCAUGUACGCCACGACAUUGCUGCCGUCCACUCUUGAGGCUGCGGACUCCAAUAAGCGCGGCGGAGUCUCGAGGGCUAUGAAUAUCGCAAACACGCAAUCUGCGGAUUCCCGUGAAGCCGACGAUUCGGGUAAAGCAACCUGCUGCAAGCAUGAGGCUCGACGGGAUAGGGCCGAGUCGAAGGAACUUGCACGUUUGCGCCGCAUGGUAGAGCUGUAUAAGAACGAGUUAUCGCGUCUCUACGACCGCUGA
Molecule: messenger RNA, 7899 nt
Organism: Babesia ovata
Lineage: Eukaryota; Apicomplexa; Aconoidasida; Piroplasmida; Babesiidae
Exons: 2
Coding region: 1-7899 (2632 amino acids)
Source: RefSeq, a predicted model, not a curated record